AUGUCGGAGAGAGUUCCCGCCAAGCGAACUGCAUCUGAUCGCGCUGAUUGGGACAGCAAACAACGCGGAGAUCCAGAGCCAGAUCCGGAGCCACCAGCGGCACCACCGGUCAUAAUUCUCUCCGAAAACGGCAAGGUGGGAACGACUGCGCCACAGGCUCAGCCGUACCAAGCGACGUCACCUCAAAAGUCUCCCACUGCUUCGCGCUACAACUUGCGCAUACGAACAGGAAGUCAACCUACUGCUAGAGGAAAGGAACAUGAUUCUCCUGACGAUCCCUUUCCAGCUGCCCCUCCAGUGAUAAUAUUGUCCAACAAACGACACGCAUCGAGUUCACCACCGCGAUCACCUCCCCCUACUCCCAGCAACCAGCUAUUGCCCAACUCCGAUCCCAACUCCUCAACCGUAAACCCAUUGGCGAAACAUAUUGGACAACCUCCUUCAAGCCCGAACACCGCGCCUGCGUCACCCACAUACCACAAACACGCCAUGGGCUCCAAAUCUUCGAAGCUCGCACCCUCUCAUGGCAAGCUGCAGCCUUCGCAAGAUAAGCAGGACAAGGCAGAAAUGGCUGAACCGACCAACUACUACUCGCAUCGCAGCAAGAGUAUGAUGGAGGAAGGCUGGAAAGACUGGUGCUACUAG
Molecule: messenger RNA, 645 nt
Organism: Parastagonospora nodorum SN15
Lineage: Eukaryota; Fungi; Ascomycota; Dothideomycetes; Pleosporales; Phaeosphaeriaceae
Exons: 4
Coding region: 1-645 (214 amino acids)
Source: RefSeq, a predicted model, not a curated record